This is a messenger RNA of Saccoglossus kowalevskii, 1900 nucleotides long. RefSeq names its product muscleblind-like protein 1. The record is from RefSeq and is a predicted model, not a curated record. Gene Ontology annotation, molecular function: RNA binding; metal ion binding. Lineage: Eukaryota; Metazoa; Hemichordata; Enteropneusta; Harrimaniidae. Gene Ontology annotation, cellular component: nucleoplasm; cytoplasm. Gene Ontology annotation, biological process: regulation of RNA splicing.
AUUACAUUCCGGUGUGCUAUAGUGUGUCAGUUGACGUGCCACACUCACACAUGUCGCUUCAAAUUGCAGCUCAGUAAUUCCCAAUCAAGGCAUUCUAACGGCUUCCAAAUCACCCAGCCGUCUCUCAGCUUUUGCUUCUACUCAUCUCCAGCGGCACUGCGGGGCUUGGCAGCAAUCGGUGCAGUUUGGACGCUGAUAUAUCAACUGCAGAUUGCAAGCAUAGGCACAUAGUGAAUUACAGUGACCAGAACCGUAUGUAGCUUGAGCCUUGGAGUUGAUAGUAACUGGUAUGAAGUUUUAUGUCCUCCUCCUCCUUCACAAUAGCUUAACAUAGUGCUACCCUGGCAACAAGGCAACAAGUCCAUGAAUGAGAAACAAUUCAAACAGUACUGCACUGCUUUUAUCAAGGUACUCCAGCCAGCCAAAGUAGCCAGCAGUUCUGAUUCUCUUUUUUUGACUUGGCCCGGCAGCAGUCCAAUAUAGACCUCUUAGGUUGAUUUCUUAAGCUUGCCAGCUGAAGCUCCGCUUAUAGCCCCAUAUUGCAGCUUAAUAUUGGUCAGCCUUGGUAUAUUCAUUCAAUUUGUUUAUUAUGGCACUGAGGGACAAUCGAUGGUUGACGCUAGAAGUGUGCAGAGAGUUCCAGCGUGGAACAUGUUCAAGGCCCGACACAGAGUGCAAGUUUGCCCAUCCAUCAAAAUCCGUCACAGUAGAAAACGGCCGUGUUACUGCUUGCUUUGAUUCGCUUAAGGCAAAGUGCACAAGGGAAAACUGUAAAUAUUUACAUCCACCACCACACCUAAAAAAUCAACUGGAAAUUAAUGGACGAAACAAUUUAGCAACUCAAAAGAUGCUUCAAAGUUUGAACCAACACAUACAGUUUCCGACUUCUGCGCCUCUAGUGGCAAGUCUGGGCAACCCAGCUAUGGGUCCACAAUUUAUUAACAGCCCGCCUACUGGUACAGCAUAUAAUCCCUACCUGACUCAUGUCCCGACUACUCUGUCACAUGAUAUACAGCUUAAUACAAACAUACAUGGGAAUAUGUUACCAACACAACACAUGAUAGCGCCUGCUGCAGCUGCCCAAAAAUUAGCUAGAAAUGAUAGGUUAGAGACAUGCCGUGAAUUUCAACGUGGUAACUGCACACGUGGUGAGAACGACUGUAAAUUUGCUCAUCCUGGCGAGCAUGUUACCAUAGAUACCACUGACAAUACCGUAACUGUAUUCGGUCUUAUUUACUAUGAGUUGAGUUCAGAGCAAUGCAUGUGUGCCUGUCAGCUGUGUAUCUACGUCAACUGCCUUGAACAUCUUCCGACCACGCCUGAUAAGAGCAACAAGAAGCGAGCCAGAGACCCUGCUGAUGAGAUAUUACUGGCUUUGCCAGGAAUGAUGCCAUACAAGAAAGGUCCGGGAGCAAUUUUUCAAGGUGCUAACCACAAUCCAUAUCAGCAGGCUGCCUUGGCUGGUCUACAUUUAACCCAACCAUCACCUUAUCUACAGUCACCAUUUCAUGUGGUGUCCCCUAUCCCUGGUGCUCAAGCUGCUAAUGUGCCAUACUACAAUGCACAGAAUCAGUUGGUCGAAACUUUACCUGUCUGUCGUGACUUCAAAGCCGGCAACUGCAAGCGCCCAAACUGUCGUUAUGUGCAUUUAACUGAAGAUCAUGUAGAGGUAGUUGAUGGGAAAGUGACUGUAUGCCGCGACGCUGCCAAAGGCAAGUGCACCCGCCCCAUGUGCAAAUAUUACCACAUCCCAGCUCAAUUAUUGGCUCUCCAAGCUACUGAAAUGAACCGCCCGGGUUGCUAGGCCAGCUAUGCCAUACAGCCAAGCUCUGGUGCCUGCUGCAAUGGGGUUUCCGCCACAGCAUGAAUGCCGCAGAUCCUUUUUUCGCUUGCCACGCAG